This is a messenger RNA of Nilaparvata lugens (brown planthopper), 1004 nucleotides long. It is a transcript of the gene Arl2, whose product is annotated as ADP-ribosylation factor-like protein 2. The record is from RefSeq and is a predicted model, not a curated record. Lineage: Eukaryota; Metazoa; Arthropoda; Insecta; Hemiptera; Delphacidae. The transcript is spliced from 5 exons. Gene Ontology annotation, cellular component: microtubule cytoskeleton; cytoplasm. The coding region runs from base 382 to 936 and encodes 184 amino acids. Gene Ontology annotation, biological process: protein folding. Gene Ontology annotation, molecular function: GTP binding; GTPase activity.
AAAUUAAAAUUGCUCAAAAUGAGACAGGAAUAAUCAUUUCUUCGAAGAGUACACUGUGCCGAUUUAAAUAUUUUUAUUAAAUGGGGACAAUUCAAAUCAGGAAAAAGUUUAAUAAUAAUGAUUAAUCAACUUUAUUAUUUGUUGAUACUGAUAUGAGCUAUAAAAAUAGCUCCAAACACUCAAGAAAGCAGCAGUCUAUAAUAUUUUGAGAUCAGCGUGGCAGUGACCAGCUGACUAUCCUAAUUCCUAACCUCACUUUCUGUAAUAAUAAUCUUUGUUCUGUUUAUCUGUCAAGUUGACUGUAAAUGUAUUUUUUUACUGAACUGAUUUUCUAAUUCAUGUUAAUAAUUUAAUAGACUGCAUAGAGUUCUUUGUUCAAAAAUGGGUCUGCUAAGUGUUUUGAAAAAAAUGAAACAGAAAGAAAAAGAAAUGCGGAUUUUAAUGUUGGGUCUUGAUAACGCUGGAAAAACCACAAUUCUGAAAAGGUUCAAUGGCGAAGCAAUUGAUACAAUAUCACCGACUUUAGGAUUCAACAUCAAAACGUUAGAACAUCGAGGUUACAAGCUGAACGUGUGGGACGUGGGCGGGCAAAAGUCUCUGCGCUCCUAUUGGCGCAACUACUUCGAGAGCACCGAUGGCCUCAUCUGGGUGGUGGACAGCGCCGACAAGCGACGCCUGCAGGACUGCGCAGUCGAGCUGCACAAGCUGCUCCACGAAGAGAAACUGGCUGGAGCCACUCUGCUGGUAUUUGCUAACAAACAAGAUCUUCCAGGAGCUCUGACUGCCGAAGAAAUUAGAGACGUUAUGAACCUGAACAACAUUAAGACUCAUCACUGGAUAAUAAUCAAGUCGAGUGCAGUGACAGGAGAAAACCUUUUGAAAGGCAUUGACUGGCUUAUCGAUGACAUUGCUGCCCGUAUCUUCACACUUGAUUAGUCACUAAUAACUAAUUAACAAUCUGUCAAUUUUCUUUUCUAAAUAAAUUUAUAUAUAAACUAUUUAAA